AAAAUAGGCGAUGCACAAUAUCACUACGUAACAAAUUAAAGAUUCUUUGAAAGUUUCAUUAAAUAGCAUUCAGUGGUGUUAGAGGAGUUGUGGAUAAGAGAUGGGUGAUCAAAAGCAUUAUGGACAAAUGGAUAAACUUACAGAAAGACAAACGGACACCCCUUCACAAUAUUUACCUCUCUGAUUUUCAAGCUGGGAUAUUAAAGUAGGAUAAGUGGAGUGUGAUAUAAAAAAAACUUUCCCAAGUAUUUCAUAGUCAGUACAUUUGAGAAUUCCUUUUUCAUUUAUUAAGUUCUCAGUCGGUUACAUUGUAGAGAAAAUAUACCUUCAACUAAUAGGAAAAGAAAUCCAUAUGCAUAAUGCGUCAACUUCUAUGAAAAAGGAAAUUAAGAUAGAAUUUACUGUCUGGCAUAUCGUAAAAAGAAAUCGAGAUGUCUUUUUAGUUAAACAAAUUUAUGUUUAAUUAAGGAACAAUGGAUCUGAAAAUCAUGAUUGUAACAGAAAGUUUGUUCAUAAGGCAUUAGUUAAAUAAAAAGGAAAACGAGUGGCCCGCGGGUUUGAUACUCGUUAUAGUCUCUGUAUGAAACCUUUAAAGUAUAUUGUGGGAUGGUUUGUUCAUAAGCCAUGGAUUCGUCAUUAGAAGUGAAAGCCUCUCAGAUAUGAACUUAGAAUUAGAAGAUCCUUUAGUUACUAUUUUUUUUUACCUUUACUUGGCCGUCUCUAUUUAUCGUAUCAAUGCCAAACGUGACACACUGAAACUGGUGCGUAUGUUUAUAAUGAAUAAAAUUCUCUCUUUUUUCUCACUCUCUAUGUGUGUAUAUUUAUAUUUGUAAAAUUGUUUUUAAAACAUGUAAAAACAAAAGUUAUUGAGGUUUAUUGAAGCAGAACACAAUAAACUUCCUUAUUCAGUUUAGUAUACAAAACAGUACUUUCCCGAAUUAUUUAGUUAUUACAUUGCAUACUAUUUUAAAUAGAUGUUCGUUUUCCAUUAAUACAAAUAUGCUUGUUUUACAUGUAUUAGGAGUUCUUAUAAUCACAACAACAAGUGUGGAUUUCUCUUUUGGUCUUACUGGUAACAAGGGCCUGGUUUUGGGAAUAUGGAAUCCUGCUUCGCUAACCUCCAUCACAGAGAUACCCAGAAACCCCGCCAGUCACUUCACAAAUGUGUCGAUGACUCUAAAUCCUUCAGGCGCUCAGAUCAUUAGCAUAUCGUCAGACCCAGAGAGAAAUAUUGUUUUUGCAGCCAUUGGCAAUUCAAUUUACGUAUUCCAGAACUUCACCAUCUGGCAGAAUGAAACCAUUCCUAUCUCAGUUGCAUACAGAGGGAGGUCUAUUGGAAAUGCUCAGAUUGCUUUCGACUAUGUUUCAAAAAACUUAUAUUGGUGCGAUUCCCUGUUUAGUUGGAUAGGCAUGAAACCGGCGUAUCUUGACAAUACAACCAUUUAUAAAUUGAUCAUCCACAACAAUUUGAAACAACCAGAAGGAUUAGCAUUAGAUCCAGAGGAUGGGUUGAUGUUCUUUUCCGAUAAUGAUGUGAAUCCACGCAUUGAAAAGGCCUCAAUGGACGGAGUUAAUAGGACUAUUAUAGUGCACAUCGGAUUGAUACGAGUUCUGUCUCUUUCUAUCGAUGUCAUCAAUAACCUCUUGUACUGGGCAGACUAUGGCAGACACACUCUUGAGGCCAGCGACUAUAACGGAUUAAACAGAAAAGUACUGCGGCGGAGUAACAAUGUUCCUGCGACUGGUUUGCAUUUUUAUCAGGGAAUGUUGCAUGCUGCAAGCUCUGGAGCUAAGAUCAUAUUUGGAGUAGAUGCAGCAUCGGGAACAGAACUUUACAGUCUGAGACUGAAUACAGCACAGCCAUAUGCAGUGCAUGUUUAUGAUGGAGAAACCUCCAGGGUAUACAUAGAUCCUUGCAAUAUUACAAGUUGUCAACAUAUCUGUGUGAACACUCCAGCAGGUGCUAAGUGCCUCUGUGCUGAGGGUUACAUGCUAUCUUCAGAUGGAAUGACGUGCACGGAUCGCUCCUGGUUCCACGAGAAAGGCUUAAUCGUUCACAAUUCAACUGCGUUUGCGAUGUUUGAAGUGCAGUAUCUCAACGGUCUACAAGGAAGGUUUCCCUUUAUUACAGUCCCUUCCUCAAUUAUUCAGACAUUUACUGUUGAUGCUAACAGACAUCUCAUUUAUUUUGUGGACAGUAGCAGAAACGAGUUGAAAGAACUAGACAUAAUCAGUUUAAAAACAAGAAUGUUGACAUCCAUUCAAUUAGCAUCAGAUUUGAAUUUUGAUUGGAUAACUAAUCUUCUCGGAUGGAUUGAGCCUGCCUCAUCCAGCAUAAAAGCAUUUUCCAUUAACUCGGGAACAACGUCAAUAAUAUACGUCAGACUUGAACAACCAACGUCAUUAACAGUUGACCCUCAUAAUGGAGACCUUUAUUGGAUAUCGGGAACAUUAGGAAAGUCCAUAAUGAAUGGAAACUGGAAUAGAAGUUCUCCUCGUACAAUUGUGUCGACUGCAAAUCUGAAUAACCCCAGCUCUCUCUAUUAUGAUAUCACGAGCAAUCAGUUGUAUUGGAUUGAUGACUCAAUUAUCAAAAGUUCGUUGACGAAUGGAUCGGAUAUCAAAAGCCACGUCAUCACGUUUGGUGCAACACAGGCAUUUGUAUAUAAGGGCUAUUUUGGCUGGAUAGUAGGAAACAUAAUGUAUUUCUCUAGUAAGUUUUCAAACAUUGCAGAGAGUUAUUUAGAAAUUGGAGAGAAAAACAAAGGAGUUGCCGUCUUCGAUUCGUCUCUGCAACAGGAUAAAAGAGGUAGCUGUGGUUUACUUAAUGGUGGUUGUCAAGAUAUUUGUGUGCCGUUACAAACUGGUCGAACUUGUGAGUGUGAUUUAGGUCUUCUGCUUCAACCUGAUAUGAAAACAUGUGAUAGCAAUGUGUACAGGGCAAAUUUCAUUGUGGUGGCUGAUUAUUCCCAUGGGAGGAUUCUGCAGAUUGACAUGGUUACAGGGAAUUUAGUUAAGCUUCCUAUCAAUGUAAGAAAUUCCGCGGGAAUAACAUUCGAUAAAAGUACAAAGGAACUUCUGCAUUCCGAUCUCUCUACCAAGAAUAUCAUGUCCUCUUCACUGCAUGGAGGGAACAAAACUCUGAUCUAUGCAACUGGCUUUGUCAAUGCUGACCGUUUGGCGAUCGAUUAUUCAACUGGAAACCUUUACUAUACUGCGGUAGGGCCAACAUCGAGUCAAAGCUAUAUUGGUGUUAUUCAUAGGACCACCUUUCAGCAUAAUACCUUGUUGUCUAACCUUUACAGUCCAAGAGAAAUUGUGGUGUAUCCGUCAAAAGGUUUCCUGUUUUGGACGGAGUUUGGGAAUAUAACUGAAAUAGGAAGAGCAUAUAUGGACGGAUCAUCAAAAACGUACAUAGCAACCACUGACAUUGGGUGGCCAAAUGGACUUGCAAUUGAUUUUACUUCCGACAGAAUAUAUUGGACAGAUGGACAGAAAAACCGCAUUGAAUUCUCAGAUUUGAAUGGAGGAAAUAGACAGGUCUUGACAACUGACAGUGACGCACAUUUGAUGAGUAUUGUGAUUCAAGGACAAUAUCUCUAUUAUACCGCAUGGAAUCGACAACGGAUAACAAAAAUGCAUAAAACAACUGGAUCUAAGAUGCCAUUCAUGUCAAACCAUCCUGAGCUUGGUCGACUUGACAGUCUUGCUAUAUAUGCAGACGAUAUAAUUGACGUGAGUACAAUUUGUUCUCAGAAAAACGGUAGAUGUAGUACAUUCUGUUUUCCAACACCAAUAGGAAGAACGUGUGGAUGUGAAGACUUUGUAAAUUUACAAGAGGAUCAAACAACUUGUGAAGGAGUAUCUCGAUGUACCACCUCACUGCAAAAUAUGAAUUUACUCGAUUGUCUUCCAUAUCCUGGGCAGAUUUGCGACAUAGAAUGCAAAGCAGGAUACAGACUAGAUGUCAAUACGUCAAUAACCUGUGAUACUUUUGGCCAAUGGAAUCCUUCUCCAUCUUCUUUGUGUACCGAAAUAUUGUGUCCAUCCUCUAUUGAAAAUGUGGCAUUGUCAUCAAAUUGCACUCGGAGAGUUGGUGAUUCGUGCAGUUUCAAAUGUGCUGAAGGUUUCACCUCCACAAGCUCACAGAGUUUGCUUUGUACCAGUGACGGCACCUGGGACCAUGACACUCAAAACCUGUGCAUACAUUCAGGUUGUCCAAAGACAAUACGAAAUGGUCAACUCAUCAACUGCGAAUCCAAACUAGGAGACACAUGUCGGUAUGACUGCAGUGAUCCGUUGAAAACCAAUCCAGCUGUUCCUAAUGUUACCUGCAACGCUAAUGGUUACUGGGAUCACGAUACAAACGAUUUAUGUGUACAACUGUGUUCUUCAACCAUUCGUAAUGGAAACUUAGAAUCAGAUUGUCAAAGAAAAGUUGGAUAUAGCUGUUCAUUUACAUGUGUCAGUGGCCAUCAAUCUACGAUUCCUUCUUCUAGUAUUGUGUGCACAGCAGACGGCCUUUGGGGCGAAAAUAUCAACGAAUUAUGCAAACAAACAUCUUGUCCACUAGAAAUAAGAAAUGGUAAUUUGACGUCCCUUUGUCAGGGAAAUGUUGGAGAAAAAUGUGACGUAGUAUGCCAUGAAGGGUUUAUAAUGAAUUCUCCACAUUUAUUCUGCACAACGGAGGGGUUAUGGGACAAACGUACCGAUAAUAUUUGCGUACAAAGCUCUUCACGCACAUCUAUGAGUGAGGAUAAAACAAUGGCGUACAUAGGAAUGUUGGCCGCAGGCAUUGUCGUCAUCGCCAUUGUAAUAAUUGCAACUGUUUGUUUUUUGUACCGCAGAAAAUCACAAGUUAUUGGACAAGAAUACCAAAGUGCCCCCGCAGCUCGAAAUAAUAUCUAUGCAACAUUUAAAAAUGGCGGAUACAUGACAGAUAGCAGAGAUUUACCAGAAAGACCAGUUUCUGAUGUGUACUGCUCAAUUGAUGACGCCUUCGAUACCGAAUACGAUGAACCACUGAAAGAUACAUACCUAAACCCUCUAACAUAUUGAAAAAUGUCCAUUAAAUGUUUAUUUACUUCUUCUAUUCCCCAAACAAUGUUAGUACAACGUAUAUGCUACACCUUUAUAGUGUUCACAGGGAAUGCUGUAGCUGAUGUCUUUGGCAGGCUAAUUCACAUUUUACAGACAUAAUUAUCAUAAUGACCAACCUUAAUACACUUCUCUUUACAAUAUUUUUAAAAAAUAAUUGCAAUCAAUGCCUAAAAACAGAAGAAAGUUUCACAAAAAAGUAAACUGCUUAGCCAAUAUUGCUAACUUAAUAAUUGUUUUUCUUGUCGAUUUGUCUUAUUAUACAAGGGUUGUUCGAAAAGUUCGUGGACAACUGUCAUAUUUUUUUUUAUUUGACGUCAUAUGUUAUCAAAAUGUUGUAGAAAUAUUUUAACAUAAAUCCAAAUGAUUAGUAUAAAUUUUUUUCAAAAGAGUGCGAUUAAUUCAAAACUCAUCCAGUUUUUAAAAAUGCAAAAAUCGGAUCUCGGAUAAUUUAUUAAGUUACAGACAAUGCACCAAAUAAUGCCUGUUGUCAUAUUCUCUGUAAAAUGGAGUCAAAAACGAAAAAAAAACCCCCUAUAAAUUCAAAUUAGGAAUUGUUACACAGAUCUGUAUACCAAAUUAUGAUUUUAUAUUUUGCUUUGUUGAAAAGAAAUCAACUUGAGAAGAUAGGUAGUCCUUAUUAAAAAUGACAAAAAAGAUGUUUUAAAACGUCACGGAGCAGCCGAUAAAGAUGCAAUUUUGUGUUUUACUCAGGAAAAAUCCGGAAUAAACUCUAAAAAUGUUGAAGGAAGCAAAAAAAUGUGUCACAAGCAAGUUGGGCAUAUAGUACAGACAGUAUUUGAGUGACAUAGACUCUGUAUCGGAUGUGGAUGAUCUGUGAAGAAACAGUUUAACAGUUACUGUAAAAAUCCGAACAGAACGUUAAAAACUUGGAACAUCAAGGAAAAACAUAAGUGCUUCAGAGUUGCUUAUCCUGUGAAAGCGCAGUUAAAUAAAAAAGAAAUUAAAACCUUAACAAAGGAAAUCAUACAACUAGAGCAAUUCUUAGAAAAAUUAAUGUCAAGUAUCAGAAAAAUACGGAA
This is a messenger RNA of Saccostrea cuccullata (small rock oyster), 6140 nucleotides long. Its product is annotated as low-density lipoprotein receptor-related protein 2-like. Gene Ontology annotation, molecular function: Wnt-protein binding; calcium ion binding; G protein-coupled receptor activity. The coding region runs from base 1000 to 5058 and encodes 1352 amino acids. The record is from RefSeq and is a predicted model, not a curated record. Lineage: Eukaryota; Metazoa; Mollusca; Bivalvia; Ostreida; Ostreidae. The transcript is spliced from 25 exons. Gene Ontology annotation, cellular component: membrane. Gene Ontology annotation, biological process: canonical Wnt signaling pathway.